This is a messenger RNA of Acanthosepion pharaonis, 477 nucleotides long. The record is from the annotation of a GenBank genome assembly. Lineage: Eukaryota; Metazoa; Mollusca; Cephalopoda; Sepiida; Sepiidae.
AUGUGUAUCUGGGGAAAGAGAAAUGAAUUGAGAAUCGUUCAGAGAGAGAGAGAGAGAGAGAAAUUUUUCGAACGGCAGCAAAUGGAGAAUGUGGUCUCUUCAUUAUCUAUCUAUCUAUCUAUCUAUCUAUCUAUCUAUCACAGCCUUGUGCCACAUUCAAUUCCUGUGGUUGAAUUGAUAAAUACCGUCUCUUCACUAUCUAUCUAUCUAUCUAUCUAUCUAUCUAUCUAUCGCAGUCUCUUCAUUAUCUAUCUAUCUAUCUAUCUAUCUAUCUGUCAUCUAUCUAUCUAUCUAUCUAUCUAUCUAUCUAUCUAUCUAUCUCAGUUUCUCCAUAUCUAUCUAUCUAUCUAUCUUAAAUUGUUCAUAUCUAUCUAUCUAUCUAUCUAUCUCAGUUUCUCCAUAUCUAUCUAUCUAUCUAUCUCAAUUUGUUCAUAUCUAUCUAUCUAUCUAUCUAUCUAUCUAUCUAUCUAUCUCUGA